UUUACAGGAGCGUGUGGAAGCGUAGUAAUCCGCCGGACUAAAGUGCUUUUAACCAUCAACUCUGACCUGUGACGUUUUUAUUUAGCGUUUCCCCAGAAAAGGAGCACGUGCAUUUUGUAAGAUGGCACGGGGAAGAGGUCGAGGACUUGCUUUCUUAGACUUCAAUGAAAAUGACCAAGUUACCAAACAUUCAAUUCCGCCUCCUUCGUCUGGCCAAUUUAAUGAUGAGUGUUGGGAUGAUGACUAUUCUGUAAAUAACAAUGUCACCAAUGGUAACUGUGAUAACAGCAGCCCUUUGUCAAAUGCUACCUUUUACAAUAAUGUCGCAAUGAAUAGUCACUCUGAUUCAGUACCAAAAAAGUUUUGGAGGCCAGACCAACAGAGAAAGCAGCCUGGUUGUAGAGGCUUCAGAAACCUGAAUGCUGGGAGGAGGAGAGACUCACCUAGUCCAUCAAUCAAUAAUUCAGAGGAAGAUUGGAACUCUGAUGCUGAACAAGAAAACAAAUACCAUAGUCGAAAAGAGUUCAAGUUCAGUUCUGGAAGAGACCAAGGUGACAGUAAUCAAAGUAGACCAGGUAAUGGUGCUCGCUACAAGUCUGGGAAUGCUGGUUGUAAUGUAAGGAAUGCAUCUCGAUUUAAUGUCAGUUCAUGUAAAGGUUCAGAUGCAUUUGAUAAAGUGCCUGACCAUAUGACAUUAGGAGAUGCUCAAGGUGGUGAAGCUCCAUACAUCCCACCUCCACCACCAGAAGAUGAGAGUGCAAUCUUUCAGUCCAUUCCAACGGGUAUCAAUUUUGCUAAGUAUGAUGAUAUUCCAGUCGAAAUUUCUGGGCGAGCUGCUCCAAACGGUUUGGUUGAUUUUGAAGAAGCCCAAUUCCAGCAAAAGAUAAUGGAAAACAUUUAUCGUGCCAAAUUUGAGAAACCAACUCCGAUCCAGAAAAAUGCCAUUCCAAUUAUACAAGCUGGUCGUGAUCUAAUGGCCUGUGCCCAGACUGGCUCCGGUAAAACAGCUGCUUUCCUAUUACCAGUAUUAACAUUGUUAUUACAAAGAGGUGUAAAAAGAUGUGAACAAAAUCUUCCACAAUACCCUGAAAUUUUGAUUGUUGCCCCUACUCGUGAACUUGCUGUGCAGAUAUUUAUGGACACUCGCAAAUUUGCCUAUGGGACAAGCAUACGAUCUGCUGUUGUCUAUGGUGGUACAUCAGUUUCAAGCCAGAUAAAAAAUAUUUCUUUUGGAGUUCAUGUGUUAGUUGGAACUCCAGGUCGUCUACUUGAUUUUAUUCAUAAAAAUACAGUGAAUAUAUCUCAAGUGAAACAUUUCAUACUGGAUGAAGCAGAUAGAAUGUUAGAUAUGGGAUUUGAGCCAGAUAUAAGGAGGUUAGUGGAUGAUCAUGGAAUGCCAGCAAAAACCCAAAGACAGACAUUGAUGUUCAGUGCUACAUUUCCAGACAAAAUUCAAGAAUUAGCUGCUGAUUUUCUUAACGAUUAUUUGUUUCUCACUAUUGGCUUGGUGGGUGGUGCAUGUUCUGAUGUGGAACAGAUUCUCUUAAAAGUAUCAAGGCAGGAAAAAAGAGAGAAAUUGUGCAGUUUUUUAGAUGAAUUUGGUUCAGAUAAAACCCUAGUCUUUGUGGAACAAAAGAGGAAUGCAGACUUUUUAGCUUCCUACCUCUCACAAAAUGAUUACAAAACAACAAGUAUUCAUGGAGACCGUCUUCAACGAGAAAGAGAAGAAGCCUUACAAGAUUUCAAGACAGGUAGAAUACCAGUGUUAAUUGCAACUUCAGUGGCAGCUCGAGGACUUGAUAUUCCUAAUGUCAGCCAAGUUGUAAACUAUGACCUUCCCAGCUCUGUUGAUGAAUAUGUCCACCGCAUUGGCAGAACUGGUCGGUGUGGUAAUACAGGUCGUGCCAUCAGCUUUUAUUCCUCUGAUUCAGACUCGUGUCUGGCAAAAGCAUUGACAAAGAUAUUGAGUGAUGCUCAACAAAAUGUCCCUGUUUGGUUAGAAGAAGAAGCAAAAAUGGUAGGCCUUUCAAAUGGCACAUACAGUAGUGGACGCUUUGGUGGCCGGGAUCGAAGAAGAAUUAGGAGCUGUGCACCAGAAAUGGUUAAUGAUGGUUGUGGUUGGCAACCUAUAAGCAGUGGAGCACCCCCAAGACAAGCAAUUGAAGAGGAAGAGCUGUGGGAAUAAUUGCUUUCCAACUGUGAUAAAGUCAUUCCAUACCAAAAGUUUUCUAUUUUUUCAUUCAAAGACUAUUUUCAAUUGAUACUGUUGGGUGUUGAUCUUUUUUUUUUUUUUUUUUUUUUUUUUCAAUUGUGGAGAAAACAAAGAUCUUGUUAAAUAGUUUUAUGUUUUUUAUAAUUGCUUAUUUACUUUAAAUAAACUUGAUUUUUGAGUUAAAA
Molecule: messenger RNA, 2397 nt
Organism: Octopus bimaculoides (California two-spot octopus)
Lineage: Eukaryota; Metazoa; Mollusca; Cephalopoda; Octopoda; Octopodidae
Product: putative ATP-dependent RNA helicase DDX4
Molecular function (GO): ATP binding; RNA helicase activity; nucleic acid binding
Source: RefSeq, a predicted model, not a curated record